Molecule: messenger RNA, 2113 nt
Organism: Pungitius pungitius (ninespine stickleback)
Lineage: Eukaryota; Metazoa; Chordata; Actinopteri; Perciformes; Gasterosteidae
Product: proliferation-associated protein 2G4-like
Exons: 13
Coding region: 121-1299 (392 amino acids)
Source: RefSeq, a predicted model, not a curated record
GUACUAGCCUGCUUACUGACGUCGGGCGGGCCGAUGCAGAGAGCAGCGUGGUCCAUCCUCUGGUUGACUGACACACGCUGGGGAAAAAGUUACUCUUGAGUUCGAGGACACACUGCCAACAUGUCUGGAGAUGACGAUACACCGGAGCUGACCAUCGCCGACGACUUGGUGGUCACCAAGUAUAAGAUGGGGGCCGAGAUUGCGAAUCAGGCGCUAAAGACAGUGGUUGGAGCAGCUAUGGCUGGAGUCUCUGUGCUCAGCCUGUGUGAAAAGGGAGAUGCCUUCGUCAUUGCCGAAACCGGGAAGAUCUUCAAGAAGGAAAAGGAAAUGAAGAAAGGUAUUGCUUUUCCUACUUGUGUGUCCGUUAACAACUGUGUAUGCCAUCACUCCCCUCUGAAGACUGAUCCCGAUGUCAUGCUGAAGGAUGGAGACCUUGUAAAGAUUGAUCUGGGAGUGCACGUUGAUGGCUUCAUCUCAAAUGUCGCUCACAGCUUAGUUGUUGGAGUGACCAAGGACAACCCACUGACUGGACGGAAGGCUGACGUUAUCAAAGCGGCUCACCUCUGUGCUGAGGCGGCUCUGCGUCUUGUUAAGCCCGGAAAUCAGAAUAAACAGGUCACAGAAGCCUGGAACAAGAUUGCAAAGUCGUUCAAGUGCUCCCCUAUUGAAGGCAUGCUCUCCCAUCAGCUCAAACAACACGUGAUCGAUGGGGAGAAAACGAUCAUCCAAAACCCAACGGACCAGCAAAAAAAGGACCAUGAGAAGGCCGAGUUCGAGGUCCAUGAAGUAUAUGCAGUGGAUGUGCUUAUCAGCACCGGAGAGGGCAAGGCAAAGGAUGGCGGUCAGAGGACCACCGUUUACAAACGAGACCCCAACAAGGUGUACGGCUUGAAGAUGAAGACAUCUCGCACGUUCUUUAGUGAGAUGGAGAGGCGCUUUGAUACAAUGCCUUUCACUCUGAGAGCGUUUGAGGAUGAAGGCAAGGCCAGGUUAGGCGUGGUUGAGUGUGCCAAACAUGAACUGCUGCAGCCGUUCAAUGUGCUGCAGGAGAAAGAGGGGGAAGUUGUUGCCCAGUUUAAGUUCACCGUGCUGCUCAUGCCCAACGGACCACUGCGAAUCACAAACAGCCUCUUUGAGCCAGAGCUCUACAAGUCUGAGCAUGAGGUGGAGGACCCAGAGCUGAAGGCUUUGCUUGAAAGCUCUGCCAGUCGUAAGACCCAGAAGAAGAAGAAAAAGAAGGCCUCAAAGACUGUUGAGACUGCAACCGGACAGGCAAUGGAGACUGACGCUGCAGAAUAAGUUUCUCGGGCAGACAUCUGACGACCCAAAGAACAGACGCCAUGAAUCCUGCUGUCCGAGGCGCAUGCGGGCGUAGCCGCUGUGAAUACCUCUAACUGAUGUCAUUUUGGGAUGAUGCUGCUCCUAAAUUUUUUCACUCCACCUAUAAUACAAGUACAUUUCUAGUAAAUCCCAUAAACUUGAGACCGUCCUCUUCUUCUAACAGUGGACAACAAUUCUGCUACAAAAGAGGAAAUUCUAAACCAUUUGUUUGACCUUGAGCCUUCGUCCAUGAAAGAUGUGGAAAAUAAAAUGAGUUUGACUGAGCGGCAAAGGAUGAUGAAUGCACAAUACUGUGUCCGCGUAAUUGUGUGGCAGUGAGAUAACUUCCUUAACGUCAUAAACCUGUCUUUGGAAACAAAGUUGACCUGAUCUUGUGCAACACUUGAAUCCUGAAGUUAAAAGCAUGCCAAUGGCCAUUAUUACUGCUGAGAUCAGCAUAGUUUCCCCGUUUAUACCACUCUGGCUUAGGUCAGUCUGCCAGUACAUUCAGUACACUUCUAGGAGGCUACUGUAGGUUACUCGGCUAACAAUUUCUAAAACUUACAAUUGAAGACCAAAUUAAGUCAUUUAAAUAGCAAAAACGUAUUUCUCCAUCGUGGAUGGCAUACCUCCUGCCAGGGGUUCCGCAUUCAGUCUUCGGGUGCCACCAUCAAGUCUGACAGUCUGUGUUUACAUAAGAAUUCCAUACCUGUUAGAUAUAUGGAUGCUUUUGUAAAACAAAUCCCAGUUUUAGAGACUAUUUUUGGAAACAUUAAAAAGCCACCUGACAUCA